CGUACUUAGAUCAAGUGGUUGCUAUGCAACCAGAGCUGCAUCGUCUCCUUUAGUGACAAUGGCUGAAAGAAGUUCUGAUAGAAAGGCCCGUCUGUCCCAGCCCUUCGUCUCGCAGCUCAAGAAACGCCCGUCCUCUAGCAGUAAGGCUGAGAGGUCCAAGAAAGUUGAAGUGAGACCUCAGGUAAAAUCUGCCUCUGGUCCAACAAGCAAGCACACAGACGACCUUUUUGCUAAGGAAGAACAAUACAAACUCUUAAAUGCAGAGCUGGAAGCCAAAACAGCAGAUCUGGUUAGACAGGCAGAGCAACUCAUGAGAGAACAGAGUGAAGUUCUGUCGAAACCCUUAUCCACCCUCCUGCUCACGGACACUGAGGAUGAAGAGGAUUCAAGGAUAAUAACGCCUCUUCAGUGCACUUCACAGGAGCCCAGUGUGAAGGUGAUGACCAAGAAAAGGGUCACAUCGGCAUCCAAAAACAUGGGUCCUGGAAAACAAGGAAAAACGCCUCACUUUAAAACACUAGCUGCAGACCUAACUCACACGGGCGAUUCAGCAGAUAUAAACAACUCGGCUGACAUUUUCCUGGCGAAGACGAUCCGGAGCGUGGAGGAGAAGAUGAACGAUGCUGUCACUCAUGAAAAUGUUGUGGAUGAUGUACCUAACAAUGGAGAUGAUGUAGGAUCAGGCAUUUCAGAUGCUCAAAUACGAGUUCUGAAGGCAAAACUACGGAUUAUGCAAGAAGAACUGGAUCAACUGUCUUGUGAAUAUUACAAGAAGGAUGAUGAAAACGCUAAGCUUAGUGCAAAAGUCAAGGAGCUCGAGGAGGAUCGAGCCAGGCUGCAGAAAACGACAAGCAUCCAACAAACGCAGAUUGAGAAGCACAGAGCUUUAGCGGAAGAGUCUGGCAAAAAAUGUGAUGGUCUUCAGCUGCAAGUGGCAGCUUUACACAAGGAAAUAGAAAAUCUGAAUAGAUCCCACAAGCAAGCAGUAGCCGCCCACAGCACGGUGGAGGUUCGUCUGAACAGAGCCUUGGAGGAGGUGGAGAGGUUAAAGACUCAGCUGAACAAGAUGAAACAGAUGAACAAAGACAAGAUAAGCGAGGAACAUCAGAGUAAAGAAAACCUACUGGCUGAAAACAAAAUUCUAAAAAAACAGAAAGCGGAGCUCAUCGUGGGGUUCAAGAAACAGCUCAAACUGAUCGACAUUCUCAAAAGGCAAAAGAUGCAUUUUGAGGCUGCCAAGCUGCUGUCAUUCACAGAAGACGAGUUCAUGAAAGCUCUAGACUGGGGGACGUCAUGAACACUGAGAGGAUUUUUGGUGAAAAGAACAGUUUGUUGAAGGUGUCUUAACACAUUUUAAGACAUAUUUCAUUUAUGUGUUGUGGCGUAAAAGAUGU
Messenger RNA from Scatophagus argus, 1394 nucleotides. RefSeq names its product testis expressed 9 (gene tex9). The record is from RefSeq and is a predicted model, not a curated record. The transcript is spliced from 12 exons. The coding region runs from base 59 to 1297 and encodes 412 amino acids. Lineage: Eukaryota; Metazoa; Chordata; Actinopteri; Scatophagidae.